Molecule: messenger RNA, 6979 nt
Organism: Ostrinia furnacalis (Asian corn borer)
Lineage: Eukaryota; Metazoa; Arthropoda; Insecta; Lepidoptera; Crambidae
Exons: 14
Coding region: 1-5070 (1689 amino acids)
Biological process (GO): signal transduction
Cellular component (GO): cytoskeleton
Molecular function (GO): protein binding
Source: RefSeq, a predicted model, not a curated record
AUGACUGAUCCAGCCACUUUAUCACCGCAUUUGGCAUCGAGGCAUUCGAUGUCAAAGGAUUUAUUAGUAAAACGUAGUUCAAUUAAAGGGCAAAUUGCUAGAUUUAGAAAUUACUUAAACAAAGUUACAAAGCAGCCCUCGCUGACGACCAUUGAGAUUGCUGAAUUGUCACUUAAACUCAGCAAGUUCGAGGGUCAGUUGGCCAAAUACGACGAGCUGCAAACUCAGAUCGAAUUAAUAAAUUCUGAAAAUUUGGAUUUUGAGAUGGACGAGCGUGAACGCAUUGAAAUCUCUUGUUCCAGCCAUAUCACGCGGACGGCGAGCUGGCUACCGCCGGCGGAGAGCUGGCCAUCCAGCAGGGAAGGCAGCAGCGGCAGCCAGGCGGAGGACGAGGAUGACCUGCCCUAUGGCUGGGAGCAGGCCAUGGAUAGCCAUGGGAAGCCUUACUACAUCAAUCACGUCAACAAGACGACUACGUACGUGGCGCCCGAAGGCUGCUCGUGCGAGUCUCCCCCCGCCCCCCGGGACGUGGUCUUGGAGCGAGACCCCGAGCUGGGCUUCGGCUUCGUGGCGGGGUCCGAGAGGCCGGUGCUGGUCCGGUUUGUGACCGACAACUCGCCUAGCGUCGGCAAGCUAGAACCAGGCGACCAGAUCCUCUGCGUGAACGGCGAGGACGUGAGCUCUGCCGCGCGUGAGCACGUGAUCGCGGCGGUGCGCGCGUGCGCCGACAAGGUUACGCUGCGCGUGUGUCAGCCGGCACGGAGCGGGAACCCUAUGAGGAGGUCAGCGUUGCUGUCGGCGGCAAAGAGGGCGCGACUGAGGGCUAGGCCUCCGAGGGUCCGGUUUGCGGACUCGGUGCAGCUGAAUGGGGCUCCCAUGUAUCCCCCUUCCGCCUUUUCUCUCGGAGACCUUUGCCUACCACCAAUGGCGAACGUCCUAAAGGUUUUCCUCGAGAACGGUCAAACCAAGUCAUUCAAGUACGACACCACCACCACCGUCGCAGACGUCGUGCAAAGCCUGAAGGACAAACUGUGCAUCACGGCUGACGAACACUUCAGCUUAGUUGUUGAACAUGUCAAGAGUUUGAGGAGGAAUAAGCUCACGUUGUUGGAUCCGAAGGAAUCUUUAGCGAGGAUCGCUGCCCGCCCCGGUUCCCACAAGAUGCGUUGCCUCUUCCGAGUGGUGUUCAUGCCUAACUCGGCUGCCGAGCUGGCCCAACGUGACCUGGCUGCCCUGGACUACCUUUACAUGCAAUGCUGCAACGACGUGGCUCAAGAACGGUUCGCGCCGGAACUACAGCCAGAUGUGGCGCUGCGGUUGGCAGCACUGCACAUGCAUCAACACGCGCUUGCUAAUAACCUCUCGCCGGCCAAGCUGACUGUUAAGGCUGUUGAAAGAGAGUUCGGCCUAGAGCGGUUUAUUCCAAGCGGACUGCUAGAGAGUAUGAAGCGUAAGGAAUUGCGGCGGUUACUGGCUCACUGUCUCAAACUCAACUCGCAGAUGACCGGCAGUCAGAGGCAGCUCACACAACUACAGGCGAAGCUGCACUACCUGGACAUAGUGGCGGGGCUUCCGAGCUACGGCGCCAAGUGCUUCAGCAGCAGCCGGCCGGAGCGGGUGCUGCUGGUGUCGCCGAGGUUUGGACUCAGUCAGAUCAUCGGGAGGAACAACUCUGUGCCUCAAUCGAUCGCCUCUCUGGAAGAGGUGGAGGGCAUCAGGGUGAAGGGCUCGGGCGCGGGCAGCGCGGACGUGGCCAUCUUCCUGCGCCGCGACCGCGUGCUGGCGCUGCUGAUGGACGAGCGCGACGCCGGCGAGAUGCCGCUCGUCAUCGCAGGAUACUACCGUCUUGCUACGGGCCAGGAACUGAAUGUAGAACAAGAAAGAGAACCUAUAACAGAAGAUAUAGCUCCACCAUAUUUAUCUCAACACAAUGUGGUGCCAACCAAGUGGAGUUAUUUACACUUCGACGAUCCCAAUGUUCUAUCCAAGAAGCACUACGCCAUCUUCAGCAUGCCGCCGCCGUACCACUCCACGCCCGACCAGUCCAGGGCCAGCCUCGACACCAACAUGAACUCUAUGUCCAACAAAAACAGCAACCAUUCAAGCCCCUUGAUCGGAUACGACUCCAAGGGACUCCUAGGACACGACGUCCACUUCGACAAAUGCAAGAGAAACGAAGACUUCAGACUCUUCGAUCCAAACGACUCCUGCUAUCUUGACGACGGAAUGGGCUUCGACCUCCAAAGCGUCCUCUCCAUGGAACUCCUAGAAAACGCAACCAACAACCCCAAACUAGUAGAGGCCAAAAACGAGGAAGUGUUGCGAAGAGUAGCAGAAAUGCAAAAGCUCGUCGAAAACUCCGAACAAUAUUUGACUGAAAAUUGUGAUGUUUUUAAUGAUGAUCCUUAUAAUGAUGGCAUUUUAAGAGACGAACUAGUAGGUAAAGAAACGUGUGUAGAUAAUACUGAAAGUGAUACCGAAUCUAAUAAUAGUAGGAUGUCCGCGGCUGACGACGCCCCAGGCAUACUGAAGCAUAGCGAUUCUUUAUUACUUCUUACGGAAACCAUUAACCAAGGGUUGAGUGUUUUGAACGUACCGGAAAAUGGUACAGACAAUAACAGUGUUCCUCUAACCAAUCGCCAGUCUCAAGGCCUCAGCGCUAUACUGAAUAACUGUGGCUUAACGGACGCUUUAUUAGCUUUAAACAGUGAUCUCUGCCAUUCCGAAAGUGAUAACGAUUCUCUAUAUACACCGACAAACAGCCCUAUACGAAGACACCAGAAUAAGCCUACUAAUAAAGUAGUUAGAACUAGUUUCGGCCUGCAUAGCCCAGACCCGCAAGACAAUAAAGAACCGAACUUAAAAGAAUAUUUAAAGCAACUUAAAGAAAAGAGCAGUCAAGAAGACGCUAAAGCUGCCGAGGUACCAUUUUUUUACCAAGAAACUUUGGUGGACAAUGACGCCGAGCUUAUAGAUUUAACUUUAAUACCUCCCCCGCAAACCCCUGAUGAACUAGAUUGUGCUACUCAAGUGCCUCAAAUUUUGCCAGUCGUACCACCUUCGUUUGCUGACGACAGAGAAAAUGUAGUACAAAACAGUAGCUAUGCUGCGCCAAAAGCGAAUACGCUCGAAGAGUUUAUUGCUAAUGUCACAAUACAGCCACCAACUGUCAAAGUGACGCCAGCUAUAGAAUUAACUCCGGAGGAGAUACUGUCGUACAUAAUCCCUCCUCCGCCUGGCUCAAAUUCGUCGACUUUAGACAGAGACCAAGUCAGCUACGCUAAUCAUUCUCAAAUUCUCGAGGCAAAAAAUGCUCAAAAUACUAAUAUUGAUGUCAAGCCUAGUAAUGGUGAGGUAGUGAAAGGUACGUUAAGCGUUAGUGAGAUUAGGAAUAUGUUUACAGCAAAAAGUUUAAGUGAUGCUAGAAACAGCCUUUUGCUGAAAGAUAAGAGCAAGACUCAAGUUCAGGGUAAGUCAGAUUCGCCAAAAGGUAAAAGAAAAAGCAUUAGCGAGAAGCAGUCGAACGGGACCGCACAUGUGAUUGAAUAUCCUACUGUAGAAAGGAAAGGAAUGUUUUCAUGUUGUAGCAAAGAUAAGAAUAAAUCCGAUGACAGUGAUGAGGCUGAUAAAGUUGAAGGCCACUUAGAAAAUUCAGAUUCCAUGCCGGACGUUUGUGAAAUAAGGCCUCCUCCUCGAAGAAAAAACUCUGAAGUGCGUAAAGCACCCGAGAGACCACCCAAAACGCCACCCGCGCCUGCGCCUAGACCACGAUCGAACUCAUUCACGUGCCUGAACAAUGAAUUGAGUGCGGUGGAAAUUCCCAAUAGUCAUUUCAAUACGCUGAAUAAUAGAAAACUUAAUUACAAAGUUGUAUGCGAAAUCAACGAGCAAUGUGCUGAUCCACCGGUGCUCCCUCCAAGAAUAGAGAACAAAGUAUUGCCGCCACCGCCACCGCUCCUACUCCCGCCCAAGAAACCGCCGCUACCGCCCGUACCGAGCAUCGAGGUUCUUCGACUGAAGAACGCUCAGAAGCAAUCUCCCCUAAGAAACUCAGAGCAACGUCUAGCCAGCAUCGGCUCGCCGCACUUCCAGCGGAAUCUGAACACGUACCGCAACCUCGAAAAUGAGAGCCGGAUGACCGACGAGGAGCCUUUAAACGUGCGCUCCUCGCAGAACUACAGCUCGAUGACUUUGCAGAGCAGGCACGUGCGGUCGCACUCCGAAACUAAGAACACCAUACUGAAGAAUAAGGAGAUGUCGACAGCCUUAUCUCUGUGCUCGCCCCAGAUGAACCGGCGGUUUAGCAAUCGUCCGGAUCUGUUGAACGGUGCCCCGACAAAUGAGCAUAAGGUGUUCAGUCCUCCGCUGGCGGAGCGAAAGGCGUUCCGAUUGGAGAGUGGGAGCCCGACGCCGAAGGUUCAGAAUCAUGUACGCUUCAAAGAAGACGUUGUGGACGACAUUCCGACGCCUCCGUCACCGCCAGCGGGGUUAUUGGCGGGGCAUAAUGGCCAUGUGCCGCUUGAAGCGCUGCUUCGCAAGACGGAGGCGGCGGUGGACGGGCUGCUGCAGCGGCUGCACGUCGCAGCACAGACCUGUUCGCACCAGCACGCGCACGGUGGCGGAGAAGAUAUCGACGAAAUCAAGUUCCAGCGCGCACGCAGCGAGCUGACGUCAUGUGCCGUAUCCCUAGUGGGCGCGUCACGUGCGCUCGUGGGCGCUUUGGGCGCGUCCGCCCCCUCCCCCGCCGCCUCAGCCGCCCCCGCCGCACUGGCUGACUGCCUCGCGCCGCUACGUAGACUGGCUGACCUCGCACAGGCGCUUGGCAGACAUACCUCAGCGCCUCUCCAAACCAGGAACCUGGUUCUACGAGUGCACGACGUCACGGCUGCCUUCAAAGAGCUGGCAGGCGCCGACAUGGCAAAGAUCAUUCACGAGCACAACACCAAAAAGGCCCAGGGCCAAGGACAAGACACCAACUCCACCCUAGAAGGCCAACUCGCACUCAGAGCGGAAUGCUUAGCCAACGUCCUGGCCACGCUGCUUCGAAGCUUAAGAGUUUUUUCGCCAUAAAAUAUUUAAAAAAAAAACUACUGUCACAAUGACAGAUCACAACCAUAGACGUAACUACCCACCACAGAAAAGGCCACCAACCGGCCAGCAUCAUUUCCUUCGACUAAAUCGAGCUAUGCAACCGGAACGUAGUGUAAAAAUAGUUUUCAUUUGUUAUUAUUAAGAAUUUCUGUUGAAAUGUAACCGUUACUAAAAUGAGACCAAAUAAAAUUAGGUACGUUUGUAUAAUUGUAGUUGGCAACACCUUGUGUUAAUUUUAGUUGUAGUUUUGUAAAUUUUAACAUGCGUUAAUAUUUAAAUAUGUUGUUAAAUACCUGUAUUUUUGUCUUGUGAACUUAUUUUAGGAAUCACUAAAGCUUUUUCGCGAGUCACUUUGAUUACCUUCAUUCUUUACUGUAGAAGUAUUCAUAAAAUUAAAGGUCUAAUGUAUAAUCGACUAUGUUACAUAUUAUGAGCCAGAUACAUAGUUUUAUAGUACACAUAUAUCAAUAAAAUGGCUCAAUGUAUUUUGAAAUAGAUACUUAUAUCAUCACUGUGACUCAAAAAGCGACUAUAUUGAUAUCUGGCUAGGACCGUAGUAUUUCUUCUGGUCAGAACUUUACAUAAGAUUCCAGUGUUACCAUAGAGGUUAAUUUACAUUUACCUAUACAUAUCUAUUUACAUAAUUAUUGUAUAUUUCUACUUAAGGGCAUGUGAUGGCGAUGUAAGUCCAAUAACUUUGUCAUAUCUCAAUGUCUACUAACCAUAUCUUGCAUGAGUUGUCGUUGAUUGCAGUUUGAUUAUGUUUUAGUACGUGAAAUCGUUGUAAUUGCCGCGCUGUAAAAAUUUGGUGUUGCUAGAUGUAAAAUGUUUUUUUCUUCUGAGGCAAGGAAUUUAGUUGCAGUUUUAAAUAACUAUGUAACAUUUUAACUACGAUGUGUGAUUUUGAAUGUAUUAUUUUUAUAGCCUUAUUUUUUUAUCUAUUGUUUUAAGACAAGUUUUCCGUUGUUUUUUUCUUGUGACAAUUUCCAUGCCUCAGAACGGAUAAAAUGUUGCCAGCGCUCGUUUUUUGGUACACACGAUGUGCUGAUAUUAUAAUAUUGGUGCUAUUUUGAGGAUACUGUACUUUUUUGUAUUGUGAUCGGUUAAUAUCCUACACCAAUAUGAUAUUGUUUUAUCGAUAACACUGCACAGUGAUUUGAACUACCGAAUAAGUAUAAAUAAGGUUGUUUUUGCAAUGCAAUAAUCUAACGCCUAAUGUAAAGAUAUCUUGCUGUACCUCUUCACCUGCUGAGUACCUACAAUUGUUUUUUUUGCUCACGUUCCAAAGACAAGUGGAACCAAAGACAAUUUUGUUUCCCUGUUAAAAGUUUUUAUUUACAUAAUAAUAAAUAUUAUUUACAUUUUUCAUUCCUUCUUUGGCUCAAUGUUUCUUCUUGUUCUAUAGAGCAGAUUAUACUCGAAAUAUCGAAAUACUAAAUGCAUAGAAUAAUUGUUUUAAAUGCCCAUCUAGUACACAUUAAUUGUUCAGUAUUGUUUUAAUGAAUGCCUUUAAAUAUUGCAGUUUAUUCGCAUUAUUAGUACUUACCUAUUGUUAUUUAUAUUUAAUAAGUAUGUUUCUUCGUACUAAACUUUGACGCCAUAGUAAAGUUCUGCUUGUACGGAGAUAGCUAAGUUUUAGUAUAAUUAUUGAAAUGUCGGAAAAAACACGCGUCCUUUAUUUAUAGAUUAUUGAAAUUUCAUAAAACUAUGUAUAAAACACAUAGCUUUGAGUGAAAUAAGUACAUAAUAUAUUUUGCAACGUGUGUACUAUGUGGGCAUUUAAUCGUUGUAAUAUAAAAGAAACAUAGUUAAAACGUUAUAUACAAGGUAAUAAUGUAUCACACCAGUUUAUUUAUUGUUCAAAAUAACAUAAUGCAAUGCAUUUGAU